Messenger RNA from Fopius arisanus, 1486 nucleotides. RefSeq lists its product as uncharacterized. The transcript has 2 exons. Bases 108 to 1469 code for a protein of 453 amino acids. NCBI's taxonomy places the organism in Eukaryota, Metazoa, Arthropoda, Insecta, Hymenoptera, Braconidae. Gene Ontology annotation, biological process: rRNA processing; ribosomal large subunit assembly. The record is from RefSeq and is a predicted model, not a curated record. Gene Ontology annotation, molecular function: 5S rRNA binding. Gene Ontology annotation, cellular component: nucleolus.
ACAGAGAUUUUGUCAAGUCCUUUCCUAAGUAACAUAACCUGCAAGAAUAACACGUGUCAAGUAGUGCUCUGUGCUCCAAUUUUCAUAAUUACCACAACAUACCGAAUAUGACGGACGUCAUAAAAAAACGUAAGAGAGUCUCGAAGAAAACGAAGAAAUCCUGGCGUAAACACGUGGAUACCAAGGAUAUCGAUGCUUUUUUGGAAGACUCAAGACUGGAGGAACGUCUGGGUACACCUUUCAUAAAACGAACGGAUUCAGAACUCUUUUCCUUCGACUCCACCCCCGAUGAUGACUUGAAAAACGUCACCAGUACAAAAGCGGCAUACAGAGAGGCUUUAAGAAAUGCAGAACCCAAAUGUUAUGCAGCACUGAAACCGCAUACAGCAGUGCCAGAUCCGAUUUCAAAGCGCAAUCGUGUUAAAACCCCGGAAGAACGAAAGAAUCCUAUCACAAGGAAGUUUGAACAAUUGAGAAAGGACCAGGGGAAGUUGACAUUAACUGAAAGACUUGCUGCGAGAAACCGUAAACUCGCCACAUUAAAACGUAAAAAUCGGCCCAAAAGGGAUGACUUCAAAGGGGACAUUUGGGAGGAUGAGCCUAAGAAGAGAGUCCUUGAUGAAAUUGACACGCAGUGGUUGACAAAUGAUACUGUUCGUCAUACGCUGAUCGUCAAGGGCAUCAGUAAACGGCGAAUUCCAUUGGCUGUCCAUAAAAAACAAUCUCAAAUACCCACCAUCGAGGUUCCACAUCCAGGAACAUCAUACAACCCUUCUUAUGAAGAUCACCAGACUCUGCUCCGAGAGAUCGCUGAUAAAGAACUGAAAUUGAUGAAAGAAGAGGCACAUCUUGAGAGAGUUACUACUAAAAUGUUCAAGAAGGUUUCGCCGAAGGAAAGGGAUGACAAUUGGCUAAAGGAUGCAUCCGAGGGUCUGCCAUUACCUCAGAAUGUUGAAAUCAAGUCUGAACCUGAGGACGAUGAAGAUGUGGACGUCAAACCUGUUAAAUUAAUGGUGAAGAAAACCAUGAAGACAAGAGUCCAAAGGAGAAAGCAGAAGGAACAGAGGAAACUGGCACUGGAGUUGAAAGCGAAGAUGGUGGAGAAGAAAAAGAUUGGGGAUAUAUAUAAACUCAAGAUGAUACAGAAGAAUAUAGAGGGGAAGGAGAAGAAAAAUGAGGUUUUAAGGGGAAUGAGGAUGAAAAUGGAGGAAAGAAAGGCAAAGGAGCCUAAGGUCCUGAGUAAGACCAAGUUUGAACCUGCUGAAGAGGUCUUCAAGCUGGGACCCGAACUUACUGGAAACUUGAGGGGUUCAGAACCUAUUGGUAAUUUACUGAAGGACAGGUUCAAGUCGAUGCAGCAGAGGAAUAUCUUGGCACCCGCUAAAUUGAUUCUGAAACGUAACAAGCCGAAAGUUAAGAAGUUUAUCAAGCCCGAUCACAAAAUUACAUUACCUAGUAAAUCAAAGUAAAUUUUGUGUUUUUAUGC